Molecule: messenger RNA, 480 nt
Organism: Arachis ipaensis
Lineage: Eukaryota; Viridiplantae; Streptophyta; Magnoliopsida; Fabales; Fabaceae
Source: RefSeq, a predicted model, not a curated record
AUGACGGUGCAACGUCACUUCGUGGGCUUCGAAAAGCAGUGGUGUGCGAAGGAUGGAGAGAAGACGCAACUGUGCGGCGGUGACCCAGCGGCAAUGAUGCAGUGUCCGAGCAACAGAAGAACUGCAAUUCUCCUUGGCGGGUUAGCGACGACGGCACUGGGAAGCUUCAUUUCCAGCGAUAGGGAGGGCGGGGGUGAGAUUCUAUUAAACUCAUUUUGUUCUCCGGCAAACUUCUUUCGGAUUCUUAAGAUAGUUGGUGUAGGAUACAAAGCCAGAGCAGAGGAUGCAGGGUCUCAAUUGUUCCUCAAGUUAGGAUACAGUCAUGAGCUUCAACUCAGCGUGCCUCCGGCGGUUCGAGGAAUAGACAAGGGAAGGGUGAACCAUUUCGCCGGCACUGUCCGGAGUAUCAAGCCGCCAGACGACUACAAAGGCAAGGGAAUAAUGUAUGUUGAUGAAUUUAUCAAGAGAAGAAAGGAAUAA